AGACACACGUAAUUAUAACCAACACUUAAAAAUAAUAAAUAAAAAAAAUAACCUCCCUAAAGAAAAGGAAUAGCACACAUAAAUAAAUUUUGGAUUUCGAAGAAGCUUGAUACCUCGAGAUCUUCUCAGAUCGGAGCGCCACCGCCACCAUUAUUGAGCGUCAUGGGGAGGGAAGUUACUGGCAUACAGCAGGUUGAGGACAAUAAGCCAAAUGGUAGAUUGGGAGAUAGAGUGCGUGUUUCUCCCAAAAUUGCAGCAAUGGUUCAGGCAAUAGAUCAUGAGAAAAAAGACGUGUUGAGUGCCAAAAACACAAAACUAAAUGCUGGCUUGCCUCCUGCUGAGAAGAAUGAGAAAUCUGAAGUACAGAAGGUGAAUGACAAUCAAGAACUAAGCUCACCUACUGCAAUAUCAAUUUCUCUGGAUAAAGAGCACACAAGCCCCCCUGCUCCACAGCCAUCUGAUCAGGCUACUGAAAAGCAUGUAACCCACACACAGACUGUUGAUACUGAAGCUGUUGCAACUGAACAGAACUUGUCACCAAAAGCUAACAACAUGGACUCACCUAAUUCCUCAAAGAAUUCACAGCCGAACACACCUUUUUCAUCAAAGAAGCCCUUGCCACAUGAUGAUAAGAAGCACCAUGAUGAUGAAGAUAAUUGGUCUGUUACUUCCUCCGCUGCAUCUGCACGCACCGCUAGAUCUAAAGUCACUGUUGGUUCAGCACCUACAUUUAGAUGCUACGAUCGUGCAGAGAAACGGAAGGAGUUUUAUAUGAAAUUAGAGGAGAAAAAUCGAGCUCUUGAAGAAGAAAAAAUGCAGUAUGAGGCAAGGCGAAAGGAAGAGGAGCAAGCAGCCCUUAAGCAGUUGAGAAAGAAUUUGGUCAUUAAAGCAAAACCAGUACCAAGCUUCUACUAUGAGGGGCCUCCCCCUAAGACUGAACUCAAGAAGCUGCCACUGACUCGCCCCAAGUCACCAAAACUAUCCCGGAGAAAGAGCUGUGGUGAUGCUUCUGUCCUCUCUUCUCCAGAUUCAUCUACUCGAGCACGUAACAGCGUUGGCACUAACGUCAACUCCGGAUCUGGUAGCCCUGUCCCCCUAAAAAACAAGGACAGGACCACUGGACGUAAUAGCAAUGGCACUUGCAAGACCAAAGAACGACCAAAACUGGAUAAGGAGACAAGAACAGCUCCACCUAAGAUCACCGAGCAGACAAAUGCGGACAUAUCAGUCGAAUCAUGAGCUUCCAAAGAUUUUACUGACCUCCAGUUGAGAGGAAAAUGGCCUUGAUUUUCCUUGAUCACAUCAAAUGUGAUGUUUGCAGCAGAAGAGAUGGCCUUAUUUUCUUUUCAUCAGGACUGACAUUUUUAAGUGGUUUGUUUUUAACUUGAAUUGUAUAUGUUUUGUUAAUUUGUAAGUUAUACUGGGAGACAUCAUUUUAUAUAUAAAUAGUUAUUGAUGUAAGAUACAUGAAUGAAAUCUGAUAUUCCCCA
This is a messenger RNA of Lotus japonicus, 1490 nucleotides long. Its product is annotated as protein WAVE-DAMPENED 2. The record is from RefSeq and is a predicted model, not a curated record. NCBI's taxonomy places the organism in Eukaryota, Viridiplantae, Streptophyta, Magnoliopsida, Fabales, Fabaceae. Bases 163 to 1239 code for a protein of 358 amino acids. The transcript is spliced from 7 exons. Gene Ontology annotation, biological process: microtubule cytoskeleton organization. Gene Ontology annotation, molecular function: microtubule binding.